GGAUGACAUCAUUUCCUCAAUGGGAAGCACAGGGAGGUUACACCUCAGCUCAGGUAAAGGUGUGGUACUGCGUGGGAAUACGUGAAGGAUUGCUGCUGUCGCCUAUUGUGUUGAGUGGUAGCUAAACUUCAGACACGGAUAUCCCCGGUCCACAUCACCAUUGAAAUGGCAACUUUAUGGACAGGGGAGAGAGGGAGCAUCAAGCCCAAGGCAGAUUUCAACGCAAAGGAUGACGCUGUUGCUCUCAGAAUGGCCAUAAAGGGACUAGGUACAAACGAGAAGACCUUAAUAGAUAUUCUAACUCAGAGGAGUAAUGUUCAACGUCAGCUCAUCUGUAAAGCUUACCAAGAAGAUGCCACUGGCAAGACUCUGGUGGAGGACUUAGAAGGGGACACCCAUAGUCACUUUGAGGACCUGCUGGUCGCGCUGGUCACACCCCCUGCCAUCUAUGACAGCCAGGAAUUCCACAAGGCCAUGAAGGGAAUUGGGACUAAUGACAGUGCCUUGAUAGAAAUCUUUGCCACAAGAUCCAACAAACAAAUGAAAGAGAUUUCUGAUGCCUAUUUAAAAGAAACUGAGAAGAAGUUGACCUUGGACCUGAAGAACGAGAUUUCUGGAGAAUUUGCUAAAGCUAUUCUCAUUCUGGCCGAGGGCAAGCGGGAUGAAAACACACAUGUGGAUGCAGCCAAGGCCAAAGAGGAUGCUAAGACUCUUUACACCGCGGGAGAGAAGAAGUGGGGGACAGAUGAGUCCAAGUUCAUCGACAUCCUGUGUCAGAGAAGCAUACCUCAACUCAGACAAACUCUGGUGGAAUACAAGACCAUCAGCGGGAAGAGUCUGCAGGAGAGCAUCGAGGGAGAGAUGUCUGGGGAACUAGAGGAGCUCCUAGUGGCCAUCGUGAAAUGUGUGAAGAAUGUCCCAGCAUACCUUGCUGAACGCCUGCAUCAAGGCAUGAAGGGCGGAGGAACGGAUGAGUGCAUCCUAAACCGUAUCAUGGUCAGCCGGUCAGAGAUAGACAUGCUGGACAUCAGAGCAGAGUUCAAGAAGCUUUAUAGCUAUUCUCUGCACUCUGCCAUCGAGUCGGAUACAUCUGACUUCUAUGGCGACUGUCUCAAGAAGAUCUGUGGAGGGGACGAUUAACAAUGUAACACUUUGGAGGGGACGACUACGACAGUAACACAACACUGCAGCCAGAAGAUACCUGUGUAUCACACGGGUGCUACUACUACUACUAAUAAUAAUACUACUACUAAUACUACUACGACUACUAAUACUACUACUACUACUACUACCCACUAAUAUUACUACUCCUACUACUAAUACUACUACUACUACAACAACUACUACAACUACAACUACUACUACUACUACUAAUACUACCCACUAAUAUUCCUACUACUACAACUACUACUACAACUACAACUACGACACACUAAUAUUACUACUACUACUACAGCUACUACCACUACCACUACCGCUACCACUACUACCACUUUUACUGAGCUACCUUCCUCUCAGUCUACCAUUUCAACAUACAGUACUGGGUCAUGUUCAUUAGCCACCUGAUCUGAAAAAACAUAUAUAUACUGAAAAAGGGAGGGACUAGCUGGACCAAUAAGAAACACUCAUUGUCAUUUUCAGUUGCAGUGCCCUAAUGAACAUGACCCUACUCUCUUCCUACCAAAUCUACUCAUCUUACAGACUUUUAAAUGAAUAUUUUAGAAUAGCUGUUAGUAGUAGGGAAUCAUUGUAAAUCAGUGCUGUGUUUGAUUUUGCGUGACGACUGUUCUGUUCUGUUUAUAUCUAUCUCUCUAGACUAAUAGCCACAAGUCUGAUAGCCACAAGUCUGAUAGCCACAAGUCUGAUAGCCAUGAUGAAGUCUGAUAGCCACAAGUCUGAUAGCCACAAGUCUGAUAGCCACAAGUCUGAUAGCCACAAGUCUGAUAGCCAUGAUGAAGUCUGAUAGCCACAAGUCUGAUAGCCAUGGGGAAGUCUGAUAGCCAUGAUGAAGUCUGAUAGCCAUGAUGAAGUCUGAUAGCCAUGGGGAGGUCUGAUAGCCACAAGUCUGAUAGCCAUGGGGAAGUCUGAUAGCCAUGGAGAGGUCUGAUAGCCAUGGGGAAGUCUGAUAGCCAUGGGGAAGUCUGAUAGCCAUGGGGAAGUCUGAUAGCCAUGGGGAAGUCUGAUAGCCAUGGGGAGGUCUGAUAGCCAUGGGGAGGUCUGAUAGCCAUGGGGAGGUCUGAUAGCCAUGGGGAGGUCUGAUAGCCAUGGGGAGGUCUGAUAGCCAUGGGGAGGUCUGAUAGCCAUGGGGAAGUCUGAUAGCCAUGGGGAAGUCUGAUAGCCAUGGGGAGGUCUGAUAGCCAUGGGGAGGUCUGAUAGCCAUGGGGAAGUCUGAUAGCCAUGGGGAGGUCUGAUAGCCAUGGGGAGGUCUGAUAGCCAUGGGGAGGUCUGAUAGCCAUGGGAAGUCUGAUAGCCAUGGGGAAGUCUGAUAGCCAUGGGGAGGUCUGAUAGCCAUGGGGAAGUCUGAUAGCCAUGGGGAAGUCUGAUAGCCAUGGGGAAGUCUGAUAGCCAUGGGGAAGUCUGAUAGCCAUGGGGAGGUCUGAUAGCCAUGGGGAGGUCUGAUAGCCAUGGGGAAGUCUGAUAGCCAUGGGGAAGUCUGAUAGCCAUGGGGUGGCAGGUAACCUAGUGGUUAGAGCAUUGGGCUAGUAACCGAAAGGUUGCAAGAUCGAAUCCCUGAGCUUAUAAGGUAAAAAACUGUUGUUCUGCCCCUGAAAAAGGCAGUUAACCCACUGUUCCUAGGCUGUCAUUGAAAAUAAGAAUUUGUUCUUAACUGAUUUGCCUAGUUUAAUUUUUUUUUUAUGUGGAAGUCUGAUAGCCAUGGGGAAGUCUGAUAGCCAUGGAGAAUAUGAAAAGUGUCUGGAAAACCUCUGUGGAGGAGAUUAUGAAUGAUACAAGUCGAACACCACUUGUCUCUCUGUGUUUCCCUGUAUUUGAUACAGCAAACGAUGUACUGCAUGUGUGCUGUACUUGCAUUUUAUGACAUGAUUCUAACUUAUAUCAAUAAAAAGAUCUCAUUAAGAAGGAGAUACUGUACUAAAUACCAGAAUAUUUCCAACACGUUCUGGAAUGUUCUUUAAAGGCACAGAGAUCUUCGAUGGGUGACAUGUGCUGUAUGUAAUUUACACUCACCACUAGAGGUCCCCAUUGAUUCACACAGAAGCAGGAGAUGCCAUGUGAGUGAAGCAUAGGGUCUCUGAUAUUAAGGCACGGUAGAGUUUAUAGAUGAAGCAUAUAGCCAAAAGCUGCCAUAUGUCAAAACCAUUUAUCCAAGUAAAUGCAGUCAUUUAUUUUUCAAACUUGGCAAUUAAUGAUUCUCUCAACUUCAUUGACUGUAAACUAUAGAAUGAAUGUUUGAUGGGAAUGUUGUCUUUCUCACCCUUCUUUCAAGUCGAUGUCCAUUGGUACAGCACUGUGUGACUCUUGGCUAUGUUUGUCAUUUUUCAUUGUCAUUUUGCUCAAUUUUCCCACACGCUAUAUGACUUUGAAUGUUUUUGAUGGCUGAACUAUCUGUGACGUUCAGGGAAACUGAAUGUGUUAUUAGUAUGCCCUCAGUUGACAGCCGUUCACAUUUCAACAUCAUCAACUAACUGGGUUUAAAUAGCGUUGGUUUUCUUUCAAAUACUUCAGUUGCAUUUGAUGGAGCUUACCUAUCUCAAUAGAAGUAAUGGAAUCGUCCCAGAAGUGCAAACCCCACCCAUCUGGAUCCAGACAGGCCCAGUCAAACAAAAGUACUUGAGUGGAAACAAAAAUGAUUUGUUUUCAUGCAUCGGGAAAGAAAAACAACAAGAAUAGAAUUAGACUAACAAAAGGGUUAAUUUCAGACAUAGGUUGUGUACAGAGAGUAUAACUUCUCCUCAGUUCAGGAGGGAGUACGGUUAGCUCCUUCAAGAUCAACUCUGAAAACAAAGCCUGUCACGCAAACUUAACCUUUUUCUGUUUUGAGCUAACCUCAUAUUUUCUAACCUCGACAUGAAUAAAUGUUUUAUUAUUCACAACAA
Messenger RNA from Salmo salar (Atlantic salmon), 4055 nucleotides. Lineage: Eukaryota; Metazoa; Chordata; Actinopteri; Salmoniformes; Salmonidae. The record is from RefSeq and is a predicted model, not a curated record.